CAGCUGACAGCCGUACUUUAAAUUUUCACAAAACACAAAGCUGGCAUAAAAGAAAAAUUUAUUUGUUAAGGAAUUUGCGCAAUUUUAAUAUUAAAACAUUCAAAUUAUUGAGAGCUUUGCAAAAAAUAAUGGACUCUUCUAUCGAUGACAACGUUUCGUGGCGUGGCUGUUCUAUGGAUGAAAUCCAUCGCUAUCUCAACGAAUUCGAACUGGAGCAUGUCCCACCAGUUCGCCCUUCCGACCAUGAUUCAGUUCUGUAUCACUUCCCCAUACGUUGUGAUACCACCGAAGCUCCACGCCCUCUCAAAGGACAAGAUAAAUGGGAUGCAAAUCACGUCCGCUUGCCAUGUUCUUCACGAAGUCAAUAUCCAAUUGUUGGCGAUGAGGGCAAUGUUACCAUCGAACGCCGCUGGAAGAUGGUAGAGCAGGCUUUACUUCGACCCAUUAAAACCAGCCAAGAACUCGAAGAUGCCGUCUUAUCGUAUAACUCCAAGUACAGUGACCUUUGGAACUUCCAAUCUCUGCAUCAACUUUUCGAGGAAGAACUCGAUGAAUCUGAAUCGAAAGAGUUUUUCGAUAAUAUCCUGCCGAAGAUUAUUCGUCUAGCUUUGCGUCUGCCUUCGAUUGUUCCUUGUGGGAUACCGUUGCUCAAGCAGGGACAAAAUAGGUCGCUAUCGCUAACCCAACUGCAAGUAGCCUGUUUGCUGGCAAACGCGUUCUUGUGCACGUUUCCCAGGCGGAACACAACCAAACGCAAGUCGGAGUACAGCACAUUUCCUGACAUAAACUUCAACCGGCUCUUCCAGUCGAGGGGACAGUCGGUCAUCGAGAAAAUUAAAUGCAUAUGUCACUAUUUCAAGAGAGUCUGCAAUCGUACUCCCACAGGAGUGGUGACAUUCAUAAGACGCAGCAUUCCAACCGCCGAUCUACCCAACUGGUCCUACAUCGAAGCCCCUUUGGCAGUGACCCCACUACACAUCACGUCCUGCGGAACGAUAGAAGAUCAGGGUCGUGGUUUGUUGCAAGUUGAUUUUGCAAAUAAAUUUCUAGGGGGCGGAGUUCUUGGCCAUGGUUGCGUCCAGGAGGAGAUCCGCUUUAGCAUCUGUCCAGAGCUGCUUAUAAGCAAACUAUUCACAGAGUGCUUGAGGCCAACAGAAGCGUUGAUAAUGGUCGGCUGUGAGAGAUACAGCAACUACAAGGGCUACUCCAACUCGUUUGUGUGGGAUGGGGACUUUGAAGACGACACACCUCUCGAUAGUAGUCGUCGAAAAAGUAUUCAUAUUGUGGCAAUCGACGCCCUGCCCUUUGCAAAAACCUCCCACCAGUAUCGAGAGGAUCUCAUGUUGAGAGAACUGAACAAAGCCUAUGUGGGCUUUAUUCACCCACUUGACACAAUUGCACCCGGAGUCGCGUCUGGGAACUGGGGUUGUGGUGCAUUUGGAGGAGAGGCGACUCUCAAAGCUUUAUUGCAAUUGAUGGCCUGCACUGUGGCCAAGAGACCGCUGGUAUACUUCACAUUCGGCGACGAAAAGCUCCGAGACUCAGUCCACCAAAUUCAUACGUUCUUCAUCGAAAACAAUGUAACCGUCAAAGAGUUAUGGCGGUAUUUGAAGAAGUUCCAAGAGCAGAAAUUGGCACCGAGUGCCCUGUAUGAUUUCAUCUGCACCUGUCACACAGAUCGCCACUCUAGCAACCAAGGACCGAGCAGUAGCCGCAAACAACGUGGCACAUUCGUCAAAACCCCAACUAAAGAACAAACCGAACCAGUAUCCAGCUCAAAAUCGAAUCAACAACGUACAAAGGACAAAGAUGCAGCUAGUAGUAGCGGCAGUACACCGUCAGUAUUGUCUCCAGAUCUCUUCGACGAGCACAGUGAGGACGAUAUGCUGGCGGCUGUUGCAGAGAAACUCGAAGCAGAACUGGUGGCAAUUGACACAAACUCAGACGAAGAAACCAGCAAAAACAGCAGCAGCAAAGCUAAGGAAGCAGCCUCCCCCAAAACGUUGCUACCAAAAAGUAGCGAAAAGAAAUCCAAACUCAAACAAACUUCUCUGUUGGAGAUGUUAGACAGGUGCUAUACCGGAGAUAGUCCUCUUAAAAGACGUCGUGGAGAAGCGGAAAAUUUUUAAUUAAUUAAAAAAAAAAACUUCAAAACAAAAACAAGCUAAAAAAACACUUAGUUACUUGUGUUCGGUCAAUAAUAGUUUUAAAAACAAAAUUAGUAAGUUACUUAUUGGGAACACUUACUAAGCUAUUUACUGUACUCUCUGUGGUUCUCUCUAAUGCAACCAAAACAGACCAACCCAGAAGUUGAAGUUCUGUGUGAUUGUUUUUACUUUUAAUUUGUUAAUCAAUGUUGCUAGAACAAUAAAACAAACAUAAUUUUUUAGUUAUAUUUCAAAAUUGAA
This is a messenger RNA of Eupeodes corollae, 2408 nucleotides long. RefSeq names its product poly(ADP-ribose) glycohydrolase (gene Parg). Gene Ontology annotation, cellular component: cytoplasm; nucleus. The coding region runs from base 129 to 2129 and encodes 666 amino acids. NCBI's taxonomy places the organism in Eukaryota, Metazoa, Arthropoda, Insecta, Diptera, Syrphidae. Gene Ontology annotation, biological process: ATP generation from poly-ADP-D-ribose; nucleotide-sugar metabolic process; carbohydrate metabolic process. The record is from RefSeq and is a predicted model, not a curated record. The transcript has a single exon. Gene Ontology annotation, molecular function: poly(ADP-ribose) glycohydrolase activity.